AUGUUCGUGACCAAAUUUCUCUCUCCUGUUUACUUCGGCCGAACAAGCGAGGUCUAUAGACGGCUCCAACCUAAGGAUAAAGGUGAAUGGGAUUCACGGUAAGUGUAAUUGCAUCCGUAUUUUGCUAUAGUUAUAGUCCUUCGAACUACCGAUUUUCGUGUGAAGAGAAUAUUCUCUUCAAUCAUAUAUGUAUGAUUGAACCUUUUUCCCCAUUCGUUUGCAACAUCGACUGUUCUAAGACUGACCUUCACUUAACUCCGUCAGAGGUUAGACAAAACCGUAGUGAGAAGCUUAAGAGGGAUAAUGAAUGGAUAUCGUUGUCGUGGCAUCAUACCCAUACCACUGCAGUGCUGGACGCCAUGGAUGAAAUACUACUACAUUCGAGAUUGCCAGCCUCCCAUUCAUUGCAGACUUCCCCGUGGUAAAACAGAACCUGUUUCUUAGUUCAUAUACAGGAAAAGUUAUCUCGUAUUGUUCAGCCGCCAUACUAGCAAUUUCCCGACCAGUUUUCGUGUGGGUGUCCUCAUCGCUCCACAUAACAGUUUGCCGGUGGAAGCGAACAGGCGAGUUCCAGGAAACAGUUGCAAUAAAGAGCACACGAUCGCCGGAUCGAGAGCAUUACCCGCUCGACGUCUCAGCGUCGCACUUGUGCCCGUCAUCGGAGACAAAAUCAGAUAGCGAAUCCGAACGUGAAUUCGAAACGUCGGACGAGUAAGACUUAUUCCAGCGAUGGUGCCUCAUUUUUCCGCUGAAUAAUCAUAAAUUUGAUUCUUGUGUUUUCUGUGCUAUUUAUGUAUGUCCAAAUAACUAAUUGCCGAUAGGGACUCGUGCUCUGAGUGGUCUCCUAAUAACCCUGCCAGCACCAGCCGCGGAGAGCGCCUUCUGGCCGAUGGGGCUGGUGCUAUUUAUGGCAGGGCUGGAAACCGACAAUUGGCGUAGCCAUGGCUAGGCUUGGGACAGUUUGGCCAUUUCUAACUCCGCCCCCCCCCCCACCUACGCUAAAAAGUGCACAGGAGGCCUCACCCAUUCGCUCGUUUUUUGCCAUUAUUUUACUACUGAAAAUUUCGCCAAACGUUAUGUACCCGCAAGCCAUGGAUAAGAACGUAACUCCUAAGUGUAUUCAAGCGACCCUCACAUAUGUGAUUUAAAGUAUGACCCCCACUUAUUUCGGGCACUUCCCUAACAGAAGGUAGUUGGUAGUUAGCAGUCUACUGGCGUUUAGAUUUGCCUCCGUACCUGUCUCUGGCUCCAUGGAACCAGUUGAUGGCCGUUUUUCGAAAAGUCUCUACAGUAUUGUUACUAAAGCUGCCAUUCUGCCGAAUGGUAUCUGUACGUGUUUUAAAAAAAGUAGAUUUACCGGUUAUAAAGCCACGUAGGCAGCUUACUGGUGGGUCUGCCCCAACAAGAGCUAAGGCAUAGCAGUGGACAAAGUAGAACAGUCAGAAGAUUUCUAACUAACUCCCCCUCCGUUCGCCUCCCAGCAACAGACAACGGUUUUCACCUGGAAAGUGCCGUUACCGCUGGGGGACCCACUGAUGAGACGAACCCCUCGCAGCUGUGUCAUGCAGCGGCAGAAUAUUGACGAAACACACCUGUAUGAGCUUUUGGCCAGUACCUGUGCUGUUAGCAUGGUAUCCCUUUCCCCAAAAAAAUUACCGUUUACAUAUAACUGAUAACGUAUCGCUCCCUGUUUAAAGUCGUUCUCAGAAGACAGCCGAUCAAGGAAGUCAUUGUACGCCUCGUCGGUACACAGAUACGCUCGUCCCACUGUCCGCAAUAUGUCAGACAAGGUUGUCUUCACUUGCUGCAGGUCACUGGGGCUAUCAGUUUAAAGACAAAACCGGAAACUUUACACACUCAUUUCCAGUAAUGACUGACCGACAGAUGAACAGGUUGUUUUGGGUCGUCUCUUCUGUAGUCUCGUGUGAAUUCGAGAGAGGGUUGUUUCUUGUCCAUGUCCCACUUUGUUCGAGGACAGGCUUUCUUCGUUAAAGUUGUCACACUUAAAGCGUUUUGUCAUGAAGCCAACAUUUUCCUAUUCUUUCCCCACCUUUAACACUAAGUUUAAAAAACAGGUGGUUCAAGUUAUUUUCGUGGGAAAUGGAUAUAGGAACUUUCAUGAAAUCCACUCCUUUUUGUAUUGCAUUUUUCUAAACGACGUUGACCACACACGCCUAUUUGUAUUGAAGUCCAUCUUAGUCACUCACCAUACUUAGCUUUGUGGACCGGAUAACGGACCGUUGCCCCUAAAGCUACCAACUUUCUGCUUAUGGGAGUUAACCCCGCACUUGGCACUUAGGAGCCCAGCACCUCAAUAAAACUACCAAAACACCAAUUUACGGUUCCGGAUGCUAGAGCUUGAGUGCCUUUAAUGCCGGCUUUUUCCUGAUUACAUAUCCUCUUAUCUCAACGAAAACAUUUUUCUAUCAAGUGUUCGACCACUUAACCUUCCAUUAUUUUUCGAAGGCUUCUACUUGACUGUCCCCCAUUUUACCUGGAAUGAAGGACUUUUAAAACUUAUUGGGCGCUUUUCAGUUGCGAUACAAGCUAAGUUAUCACAUAUAGAAAUAACACGUCUUAUCUUUUGCCUAUUUGCAAUUUGUAGGUGAUAAUUCGCGCUUUUCUGUGACUCAUUAUGGACAUUUCUCUGUUUUACUGUUACUUUAAUAGCAUUUCUAACUCUGUAAGUGCUAUGUCCCACAAUUCUCUUUUAUUCUGGUCCAUUUCCCUGCUUUAAUCAUAGUACGUGUAUUACACCAUCGCUUUUGGGUGUCUUCAAGUUGUAACGUGUCCAUACGCUUCGGUCACGUCUCAAACUGUUUUGAAUCUAAUUAUACUUCAAUAUUUAUAUUACACUGGUAUAAUUAUCGCCGUUUAGUUGAUCUUGCAGUUCAUUAAGCUCUAAGUUUCCCCGUCUGAUUUUCCUUAACUUGAUGCCCCAUAAUUUACUUUGCUUUGCUACCAUAUUAGACUUUUACUUUGACCGGCUUGCCAUAUGAUCCAGGGACUUUCGCUUCUUGAGCUUUUUGAGACACCAUAUUAGAUUCACUAGACACUUGCCCUGCGUGAAUUCUGCUGUGUAAAAGGGACUCGAAGGAUCCUAUUCAUUAACCCUCACCAUAUGUAACGAUCUUCACGCGGAUCAGGACUAAUUGGUGUUUUGCUUGUAAACAUUUCGUCUAACAAUGGCUCACACAAAAAUGGCCUUACCAGAAUAGUUUCAGUAUACACAUAAUAGAAAACCAGUAGGUAUGAACUCCAUAGAAUUCAGACGGCCCUUAAAGACGGCACCUGUGUACAAUUGUUAAGCACACUCUGCUAACUCAAAGGAGUGCAAUGGAAGUGAAACCAUGUCUUAUAUAAAUAGCCAGAGCGUCUAGUGCCUGAGUCUGAUAGUCGCUGGGUUCUAGUUGCUCAGAACACUUAUACUACCACUCACAAUACUAUUUGCAAUAACACAAGGAAUACGUAGAAGCACUGUCUAAAAACUGAGCGGGCGAGUUGAAAGUGUCUACCGGCCUUAUCAUGCAAAUAAAGCUAAUCCUUUUUUUCCUCGAACUCUUGGUCGCCAUUCACUACUCGGUAUUACUGAUGCAUUCGAUGUUUUCGCUGUUCGACUGCAACCACUAAUUUUAUCGUCAUCGCUGUCGUUAAACUUUCACAUAUCUCAGUUGACUAGAAGUAAGGAGAGAGUUCCAACCACACAAAAAUCGAUCUUGCUGUCUGGAGUUUUUACUUUUCACCAUAAUCUGUCCUUUGGUAAGUAAAGCACGCUCGAGAAAAUGCAGUACUUAUAGAAUUCACUUUUUAGUCGUCGAGCGCUGAGCCGCCACUGAGCAUCAGUGAUCGUCAUCCAUCGUGCCGUUAAUCUUCACGUCAGCUGCACAGCAGAAGCUUUAUUGCUUUCCAUGCCCUUUAAACUUUCUUACUUGGAUUGAUUGCUGCCAGACUGGUGCGUCGUGGCUCAGCCAGCUUGGCCCACGAGACCGUUCAUAAUUACGGACAUCCCACGUCCGUUGAACUCAAAUCACGGAUUUAUGCCUACCGCCCACAUGGCGACCCAGUUAAUGGACGCCACUUUUUUCACUGUUGUUUCGUAUUCGUCUAUUUACGUCCGUCACUUCUUGUUUCAAUAGUGGAUAUUUCAGCCAAUAACUAACGCCAGCUGACCGACUCGACUGUUUAUUCCGCUUCGCUUCAGGUUUUCACGCUAGGGUGGCCGUUGACCUCUGAAGCGUUCUGAGAUAUGGUCGUUUACGAUAUAAAUUUGGUUCUUCGCGGGGUUCUUUCAUCUUGCCCCGUAUGACUGCACGAACGAUAGUCUUCGCUGAAUCUCAUCAUACCUGUUUGAUCAAGGCGGGAUUCCAUAGUUGAAGUGCUAGUUCACUUGGCUUUGGCCGUUUUCAAUUAUGCUUUGUAACGCGUUGCACGCAUUGUUCCCCCGUCGGGCCCUUUGGUGAUAAUGGACGUUCUGGUUGGUCAUGCUGCCCUGGCCCGGGGCCGCAUAGUUUAGGCUUUACAUUCUGCAUAGUUCUCCUUUAUCGGAAUCAUUUUGUCACCCUCCUUGAAGAUAUUCUUAUGUUGUCUUUUUCCUAACAGUUUAAGAAGUUUGUAAUUAGAGUUGUGAAAAUCCCCAUAUCUGUAUUCAGACGAAAAGGGGGCGAGCGAACGUUGCUUCCGAUAACUUCUCGUCAGGCCAGUACAGUUAUAUGGAACGGGGUACAGUGAGUGAAGAAAAAUCGAUAAAAGUUGGUUUCGAUAACUUCUCGCCGGGCGGUGUUUGCGCUUACCUGGGUUGAUCACUCGUCGCUCCUGUCGGUCACCUGCGACCGACAGACCAGCGUCAGGAGCCCCAAUUCACACCCGACACGCACACCCUGCUUGCUCGCCCUGUCCCAAAACAUGCAGACCUCGCGUGAGCCCAUUCGGUCAAAUAUGCGUUCACAAAAGCAUGCAGUACUAAAACUGCACACCCCACUCUACCCGAAUCCACUUUGACUACACGCGUGCUUAUUCGGUCACUCCUAAAUAUACAACCGUUGGCAACACAUUACUCACGAGGCGCCAUGGGAUGCAGAUUUUUAGCCUUAAUAUAAUAGGCGCAAUAUGGUAAGUGGGAUGUGCGUACCCCACUCGCGUGACAACUGUGCUACUGAAGGAAGCCCACUCAUUCAGGUUAGAGGGUCACCACGUGUGUGUAAACGCAGGCGAAGACUUUCACGCUGCCUCAGCCAUUGCCCCAAUUUAAUUUCCAAUUGACAUAACUCGGACAGAUCAUCGGCGUAUGGGAGAGGGAAGUGAAGCAGAUACCAGGGCGGAACCCAUUAUCAGCGCAUUCCUCACUGUAACAAAUCGGACGUGCUGAAGUCUAACACGACGCGCUAAGUGUCGCGACUUGAAAGGUUGUCAGCCGACGGCAUGAAUCGAUCCCUCUCACGUUAUACACGUACAGUAACCGACGCAACUCACUACUUCAUGACAAAUUUCCUAUCAAUCAAGAGCUGGUCCAAAUGCAUUAGUCAAAACUCCAAUUAAUUCUGACAAAUCUUUAGUUAAAUGAGAACUCCAAAGACGCAUUGAAAGCACUAUUUCAGAAAUGACAAUUUUCUUUAGAGUGGUGGAAAUUCUGAAAGCUCGAAUAUUCUGGUCGAAUAGGUAAACUUAAUUCACAUAAGUACUUCGUAUAAGUACUUAAGGCCUUUCCAUGCAAACAACCGGGUGGUGAUCGCUCUAAUGUUGAAUUUUAUAUUCGACCCUGGCUUCCUUAGCACUGUUUAAUCUCUGUGUAGGCGCGUCUGCCUUAUCACGUUAUCCGUAACUCUAAAGGGCAACCUCUGGGACCUAUACGACUAAUUUACAAACGAGUUCCUGUUUCCCUUUAACUUAUUACUUUUCGUCUCCGAACCGUUCUCUCCAUUCACCCCUGCGUGCGUUCGAUCAUUACUGUUUUGCCGUCAUUAAGGGCACAGCACCUAGAACUUUUAGCGCGGUCUCCCAAAAAGAUAACAUGCAUCAGCGCUUAUAGACUUUUCUCUCUACCCAGGAAAUUCACCAAUUGUGCUGCAUAAGCAACCUGUUUCUCCUCAUCCCCGCCCUCUUCUCUGUUCGAUUUCUCUUCGCCAACUACAUCACUGUCUUUUAGAAUGAAUGAAUGAUGUAGCGUCUGCGUCUUCCCCAGUGUGCUCGACGGAAAUAGACCUCAAUGAACCAUUAUUCUCGGUCCUCGUCGAAAUAUUCAUAGCUUCACUUCAUGCAGUUAGCCAGCCUGUCACGAGUAUUUUUGGCUGUUUUUCAGAGUAUAUAGUCCGUAAUUCCAUUAAUCUCUUCCUUCUCACUAGAUGCGUCUCUUCCCUUCAUGCGGCAUCCGUCUCCGUUCUCAGCUUUAUCUCCCUGGUCAUUGAUCAUGAUCUAUGGAUCAACCCAAUUACGUGAGUGGCCCGUUUAUGGGUUAUUCUUUUUCUCACAGAUCUUUAUGCGCGGGCCCUCGUGCUCACAACAACACUUCACUUCUCGGCUUGACUGAAGGAUAAAGAUUAAAUUAGGUUUUUGCAGGACACCCGCCCGGGUGCUAUUUUCCUCCGCGUUGCCCCACUGGUGAUGCUGUACUCACCACUACAGUUUCCUAUUUACUCACUGUAAUCAGUGCGUCAUGUUUCUUCCACGUGAUGUAACUUGCGAGAUUCGCGCAAAAAUUCCUGAUGCAAACGCUAACCAGUCUUCGUCCUCCUCCAAAUGUACAGCAUUAGAGAUACCCUUGUUCCUCAUAAGACAGUAUAGUUUGCCUUGCAAGUAAUUUCUCUCUGAAUGGGGAAUAAGACUUUUUUUAAUGAAAAGCAGAAAUUCCAAAGAGCGAAUGCUUUAUAAGUCGCUUAGCUAAGGCUAAGUACAACAGUGUGUGAUAAAGGCAGGCGUAUCAGAGGAAUAGACAGAACUAGACCAUAAGCCCUCCCCCUCUUCGGAAAUGUCCCGAAAUCCUAAAUCCCUUCCUCUAUCACAAUUUUUAUUGGUUGUUUCUAAACUUUCUUUUCUCUGCCUUGAUGUUUAUUACUGCGCUAGUCUGAUGAUGAACAGUCAGAAGCGUAUGUUUGAAAAUCGGACCCAUCACGAGAGCUUAUUCUGCCAAACUGAAAGAAUUACGCCAAAAUAAGCAGGUUCUCGCCACCAGACCUGACAAGGGUUCUCGUCUCGUCCUGAUGAAUAAAGUAGUUCGGGUUUCAAAAAAAUUAUUUUGAUGUGUCAGUGCCCGACAGAUCCCACUCUCACAUGUAAUACAUCAGUAAAUCUAUCAGAUAUGGACACGGCCAACUUGUCUCGGUGAACUUUUCAGUUAAGACGUCUUUCCUUGCCUAAUACCAAUUUAAUAUGAUAAUUGCGGAGAUAUUUUCAAUGGGUUCGGGUUGGAUCUGCUCUCGCUUUGAGGACCGACAGCCGGGAGACUCGCUGUCGUUUAGAAAACUAACAUCAUGCCUCUUUUGGCAACGAAUAGAAAUAUCUACCUUCAAAGGUAUUGUGUCCUUAUGACAUAGCUCGAUGCCGCUGUAAGCGAAAGCAUCCUUCACGAUGUUGGUGAACACCUUGCUGUUGACGGUAUACGUUGUCUACCACCGAAGUGGCUGCUCGCUGACCGUCCUUGAAAGUGUGUUUUCGCGUGCCGUUCUUUCCUUAUAUGACCACCUGAUCCUGCUCCGUGGGCUUACGUAAAAAAAACUUACGCUCAGUGUCUGGAUCCUUACCUAGCAAGUGGAAUAUGUUUUCCGAUCAGUAUCUUAUUUAGAGGGGACACUAACACAUGCCCUCUACGAAUAGUCUUAUCCGGCAUAACAUGCUACUUUUUAACCGUUUGACGGACAAAACUGUUGUCUUGCCCACUUAUGAACUGCAUUCGCUCUUUUCGCCUAUUGCUAGGUACCACUUUAUACUUACUAAUUUGUCGUAGGUUGACCUUGAUAAUUUUGAAACUACUUGCUACCAACUCAGAUGACUGCUCUUCGACUGCUGUUUUCCGUGUCUGUUCACUGUCGACUGCGGACAAAAACUGUCCCAACAUCCUCACUGCACGGCGUAAUGGAGAAGGGUGACAGCAUGUUGCGGAUAUGCCUUCUAGCGCCUUGGAAUUAUUAACACGUUAGAACAACUAUUGUCAUCUGGCCUUGCCAUCGGAGCAGGGUGAGUGCGGAUGAGAGAGUGCCAUAAAUACUGGCCCACUCCGUGGAGAACGCGGUGCACGUCGUCGUUUGCGACCGUCAGACUGCCGUUGUUGUCCUUGGGCAGCAAAUUGCUCCUCUCAGCAGCACUGGCCCUGGGCAAGUAAAACCAUACAGCCUUCCAUUCGUCCGAGGAGUCGGUAAUGUCGUGGCCUUCUAGACAAUGAGGCGUUUUAAUAGAUAUGUAAAUCCCUAUAAUGCCUGGAUUCAGUUGUAGAUGUCUCUAGCCGUUCCUCUCUCAUAUUAGCUUUGGUACUCGAAAAUCAUGCCGGACCGCAGGUGAAGCAACAUUUGCCAUCAGGAAAUAUUCGUUCGCCAUGUCGUAAAACUGCAACGGCUUGCUACCAACUUACAGGUAACUGAUUGGUCACGUCGGUCCCCCAUCACGCCUACAGGGAUUGUCGCUGCAUGGUCCCGCGAGCCAGUUUGUUUCGCAGCUAGCCUAACAGACAGGCCUCAAUUUCGCACCGUGUGCGUGCCGGGAAGUGUGAAAGACCUGUGCGCCCACCGAAUCGAGCGCCUAUGGGGCACGAUCUGUCGUCUAGUCAGUGGGCGAGGGGAGUCAUCGCUCAGGACCUUGUGAGGGAUCGGCCGGGAGGAUGUAACUGAUGGGCCGCCUGCAGCCCAUGUUCUGACCACAGGCGAGGCGUUCCAGCAAUGUUUAUUUGCGUGGCGCUUUUCACCGCGACGCACGAUUCGAUUAGCCUUAAAUUGACGGAGUAAUUGGGCUUUACCGAACGCUGAGGAUUGGGCCACAGUGGCGCCUUAAUGUUGCCAUUGUGGCAACUCUCACCUGCGCGAGAUCCGCGAUCCACCACGUGUGUGCCACGCGUAUAGACGUGGGUUCAGCCUCGUCGGGCACUCCGCCCACGCCCCAUCCCCACCCGUCUUUACUCUCUCUCUCCUCUGUCUUACCACUGAUUUUCUAAGCAGACGUUGCACAAGCUUACCUUCGUUUACGAAUUAACACCCUCCCCCGCCUCCCCAGAGAAUGUCGGCCCUGGUCGGUUACUACAGGCUGACCACCGAAUGCUUUUCCGUUGUGAACGCUUACCAGUGUCCUAUGGAGGUCCGCCAAAUUCCUCUGCAGAGCCAUGCUUCUGGAUACUUGAUUAGUGAGCUCUGCUGCUCUGUACGCGUUUACGAGGCUUUUCCGUCUCGCUGUGACUGCAAAUUCCCAGCGACUUACUAUGGUUUGGAAGGCCAGGCCAGUCAAUAUUGACGCUUAUACUGUAAGCAUUGGGCAUUUGCGCUCUACUGGUUGAUAGACGAGCAGUAUGUUUCACGGGUUGUAUAUCCUCGAGCCAACCACAAAGAAUCACGGAGUACAAAGAUGCUGAGAUGACCUUUUCUCUGCCAGGAAGAAAAUGUGUACUUAUAUCGACUGUAGGGACUUCCCGACCUCGCUCCACAGAUUUUCCCAUUGGGCUGUCAUGAUACGGACUUUUGUGUACACUUUGACCACGACCCUCGGUGGCAUUGUUUACUUAGCAGCUAUUUGUGAUGUGAAGUAAAGACUUCUAGAAGUCAAAUUCAAAGGAUGUGCGAGAAUUUUUCAUUCACCUGGCUCACCGUCCUGCAUUCCAUCAACGAAAGUAAAUCAUCUUCUGCCUACGCUCUUUGUUUCCCUCCCUCCCUAUUCGGUGCUAAGACUUCGUCUGGGCAGAGUAGUUAUUCAUGCGGGGAGCCCGCGGUGAGCACUGCUUUCAGUGACAGAACUUUUGAGUCAAAUGGGUGAACGGUUAUCACGUCAACCACCAACACUGAUUAUGAAAUUGCGACCACUAACAUUUCAGAUGCGACGGUCAAGUUGUCUUCACACGAAGUAUGACCAUUUGCGGUGAAUGUGGAGUCUGCUAAUCUUCGACAGUAGUGCAUGAUGACAUAGCAACCGCAUCGUAUAAAUGUCGCCCUCCUUGUACGUUUCCGGUCCUUAUCCGUUGCCGUCUUAACUAACUGGACUGAGAGCGCAUCCGAAACGUCAGUCGAAUACCUCCGUUAAUCUCGGCCCUUCCUUCCUAAAGUUAUUAUUUGUGGUUAUGAUUCUUAAUAUACCAUGUUAUGGAGAAGAUGGAGACGCGAUCGCUGAAACAAACCUCAUAUUUGCCUGACGUUUCGAACCCAUUGUAGAUCACAUCACCAGAGAAAAAAUCGGAUAGGGGCAAUACUUCGCACAAUUGCCUGAUUCCGUCUCCGAUUAUUGUAUCGAGCGUGGUUCUGAAAUGUCAUGUACGUAAAACACUAGUUCCAGCGAUCGCGUUUCCUUCCCGACUGCAUCAGCGGAUUCAUCGCUUCUAUGGACACUUCAGGUUGCCAGGACUGGAUUAUCACGACGGUUCGAAAGUCUGGACCUUUCCAUUUCAUCUCUGCAUGGGAAUGUAUCCCAUUCCAAACGCAUCGCAUCCUAAUUUAGUAACAUGCGUCAUUUUCCAGCUUGAUGGUUUGCCUCGUAGCAAAAGCUCUGAAAGUGCGACCUGUUUAUGCCAAUUUCAAACUCAUUAAGGAAUUCAAAAGACAAUUUGGCGAGCAUACGUUAGCUUUCGAUGAAUUCUCAUCAGGCCUAUACAUUUAUAUUGCUGUCGAAAUGAUUAAAAGGAAAAUGCGGGCAAGCAGGAGUUAUUCUGUAGCUGGGGUUUGGGGCAACAGCAGAGGCGGCUGCAAUCAGGCUAUACAAACCAGUUCUAUGCGCACAGAAGAACUUCCUACAGGCCCACAGUUACCAUGGUCCAAAGCCACCAUGCCGGCCACCGUAUAAUUUCUCGUCCCAGUGUCCACCAUCCCCUUCUCCCCCCUGACACUGACGGUAAUUUUGUUUUCCACCUCACCCACCCAGACCCCCCCCCCAAACCCCAGCUACAGAAUAACUUCUGCUUGCCUGCAUUUUCCUUUUAAUCCUUUCGACAGCAAUAUAAAGGUAUAGGCCUGAUGAGAAUUUCUCGAAAGCCUACGUAUGCUCGCCGAAUUGUGUUUUGAAUUCAUGAAAACCCUUUCGCGUAGGCGCUGGAUUGUGUGUGAGGGCAAAGCAAAAGAUACUAUUUAUGAGCGAUAUCCUGAUCCUACAAGCCGCAAAUAAGGGGAGGAGGGGGGAGGCGAAGAGGGUAAAAAAACACCGGAGUGGCCUGGGCGUCUUGCUCAUGUGUCAGGUCAUUGUGACAACCACCUUCGGCAUCACCCUCACACUCUUAUUCCCGUUAUGAUCGGUGCCAAGACGUAGCCAGAACGACUGGUUAGGUGGCAUGGCGUAGUCUCUGACUUGACCUAAAUCCUCGUCUACACGGACUGCUACGCGCUUGUUGCCUCCUCUGCAGCCGAAAAAGACUUCACGCGUAAACGUACCAGUGUUGCCCAAACGAACGGGCUAGUCUUAGUUUGGUUUCACUGCCGGUCGAAGCGGUUACGGCCCUAAUCACAACGUAAUGAAGUCACCGAUGCGGGCUGGACCCUCCUGUACUACAGGUGGCCAUGCGCUAAAUUCCAGCGAUGUUGCUAUUCUCGUAUUAUAAGUUUAACCCUUAAACUCGCCUCCACCCUAAGCCUCCUAACCCUAACUCUAACCCCCCCCCUCCUGGGAUUUAUGGCAAGACCACCUGUAAUACGGAGGACCAUAUUCCAACCGAACUGGGGCGGUAAAGAGAAAGUCUCUACUGUUACAAUCACUGUACGCUGGACGUCGGACAAUAAGAGUUGCUCCUUUAGUUUUAAGUCGUUUUAAUAGUUUCACUUGAGUGUGCCUCAUUUCGCCUAUUAAUUGGCUCUCCCCAGGGGAGUCUGCGUUUUCGGUCAUAUCAGACUGCGGUUGACUGUUCGUGGCCAACAAGCGUUUUUCGCGAAACUGCAAGGCCAGCGGGGAUCAGAGCGCUUGCUAAGGUACGCAGUGUGCAGACAGGCGUUGUCUUCAUGAGGAGGCGACCUAUUGAUCAACGGUAUAUUUGCACUCCUCACACCUCACCUGUAAGAUGUAUGCCGCCCACUCCCUGUUCCGUGAAAUCCUGGUGCUUGUGUUUGGGGGGCCAGGUCGUGCAUGUGGCGCCCGCGGACAAGGUCACUAGACCAUGUCAGCCACCGCGCCCAUUCCUCGCACCAGUCAAAUUAACGCCUCGGACAGCGACUCUGGCCCGGGAAUGGGAAGGGAGAGUAAGGCCGACGACUCAACGCAUUCUCCUCACUAUAAACAAUCUGACCCGCUUGGAACUAUCGCGGUGCGCUAAAAGCUGUGGCUUGAAAGUUAUCCAACUGACGGGAUAACUUGGACCCCGCAGUCGGCCCAGUGUGUGUUUGUGUGGAGCAGCCGACUGGUGGUGGUCAAAGAGUCAGGUUGCAAUAGCUCCUUUAUAAUGUGGUCUUUAUGGCACUCCCACUCCAUGAGAUCCGUGCCAGGUGUGACGCCACGCCAAGGGGCGGCUCCGGCCGCGCCAUCCAUCUGUGCCCUCCCCCGCCUCCGGUCUUCUUAACUAUGUCUUGACACGGGACCCAGGUGAGGGAGGAUGCUGCAGUAGACGCUGCGCAAGACUAAAAUCACUAUACAAGAAAUCACGCGCAAGUCACCGUGUCUGCUUUCAGUUUGCUGUGGAGCACACAGGAGACGUCGUCGAAAUCGAUAGUCGAACUGUCACCAUGUGCACUUCUUUGAAGGCGUACUCCGCACAAGUUUUGACUACUGUUUUUUGCACUUGCUUGUAGUGCGUAUCUGCCAUAGCCAGAAGUCUCAAUAGUUAUCUUGCUGGAUCCUUUUACAGUGCGUCCCCUCUAUUGUUUCAGCCAGGAAUCUGAUGUUGUUUCUUCAGCUUUUUGUUUUCCCUGACAGUGUUUUAUUUUAACCCAGAGUUUAGUAGAUAUUUGGUGCUCACAAACUUACCAUUACACCUGGGGUUUUCAGAUUGGCAAAGUUGAAAGAUUCGGGUUAGAGCUUUGCUCGAUGCUUGUCACUCAGCUUCUCAGGUACUGUCCACUUCUCAAUUUUCUUAACUUUUAGAACCGUUUCCAGGGUUGGCUGCAUAGCUCUCGCAAUAUCAAUCGGCUACAUGAUUGCUGGUAAGUCGAUUUUACUUCUGUUUUGUACUCGAUUCCGUGUGCCUUUUUUUUUCUUUCGACGCCUUAAAACGGACCAAAUUGCGUAUUUACCAUCCGGCCGAGUUCGGACACGCCAAUGGCCGCGACACAAGUCAGGCUUUCUACUCACCUUGCCUCUUGGUCGCUUAUCCAACGGUGGCAGCAAUAAGAGUCUAUUUUUGACUAUCGCAGCCACAGUGUGCAGUCCUCAUGGAAGUCUAGGGCACUGUAUUCAGUAGUCUGUUGGCCGGACGUCAACUUUCAGUGUUUUAUUUUACCUGUCACUGCUAGUCCGAAACUGCCUACUCGUCAACCGCAGCAGUUUGCCGCCCUUUAAGCCAGCCCUUGAUGAAGACUGCUACUUUACUAUUCGCCACGCAUGACUGUACUGAGUAGCCAGCAGCGAAGCGAACUCGUGGGCCCCCCUCUUCCCGCAGCCCCCAUCCGAUUUCUUUCUUUCCAUCGUCGUUUCAUAUUUAUCAGGUCACCCCACAUGUAAUUUCGACCUGACCAAUAGGAUUUGAAAAGGAAUCCACCUAAUAUUCGUACAUGGCCAUUUUUCGUUCCUCACGAUCGUAUUGUAUCUGUGACUAGGAGGGUUGACAACGGUAGGGUGAAGGACCCAAUUAGUUAACAGUAUACUGUGGAUCGUGUCAUACGGGAAUGGCGGUACUGGGGGGCUUACAUGUGGGGCAGCACGCUGGACAGAAGGUUGACGGAAUGCAGGAAAACACAGAAGACGGUCGGUGGCAAAAACGAUACUUUCGAGUAAACUGGUGAAUGUAUGCAGAUACGGUAUCUACAGUUCGUGAGAAACCCAUGGCGCUGGUUUAUGGGGCUUACCAAUAUUUUGUUCAAGGCCUAUCAGCUUGCCGUUGAGGAAGAAGGCACACUGUUCCGCUAUUUUAAGCGCUCCGCUGCCCAUGGACUUGUUUAAUCAGUCUGCUUGUUAUCAAGGUCUGCUCUUCGAAGGCUCCAUAAAAAAGUGUUUUGUAUGGGGCAGAUCCCCAGGACGUUUGCCCUUUCAACGGAUGUGCAUUUAAACAGCAAAUACUGUCUCAACGUCCUUUCACAUGCCUAAAUAAAAAGAACAGGCUAAAUCCAAUCGAAAUUGUUCCCAUGAGUUGCAAUUCGAACCCCUCCGUUGUAGAUCAGUUGACCUCUUGACUGGUCAUCGUGGCAGAUCAAUUCUGAAGGAUUUGAACCUUCAGAAGGUACUGUACCGCUUUUUUGUUACAUCUCGCGUUGGUUUGAGCAAGCACAGGUCGACGUAGCAUGCACUGCCAGAAUGGCCAUUCAAAUGAAAUCGUGCAGGGCUUGUUAGAUCAUAGUACUGUGAGUUCGUGCGGUUAUAUUUGUCUAAGGCAACCCUAGUAAACAAGAGCUGCCAAGCAGACCAGGUUCGACUUCAUUACCCCCAUACUUGCUGGUCGGCCUCUGUGGCAAACUUGAAGCCUUUUAGGGUAAGGUGAUUCCAUACUAACAGCACAUGUACUAGCCAAAAGCCCAUACACGCGUGUUUCGCCGAUAUUCUGCCGCUGCAUGACACAGCAGCGAGGCGUUCGGCUCGUCAGUGGGUCCCCCAGCACUCCCUGUCUGCUUUCUGGUAGAUACUCCAAUUUAAAACUUUGGUCUGAGCCUAUAGACCUUAAGUAUACUUAUAUACUCCAAGUUCGCAAUUAAUUUCUAAGGAAAUUAAAAAGCUACAACGUGAAGCCUGUUACACACCACUACCGCCUACCCCACCUCGCAGACGGCUUGACCCUGUGCAUAGUUUGAUGCCGUGACCUCAGCGCAGCAACGGCCGGUGCCAUAACAACCAGGUUUCUGGUGAUCUGCUCUCGGAGACGGUUGUUGCUUGCCGCGCUAAGCAAAUAAAUGCCUUUGGACAUAUGUACAGGAUACCCGUGUGCGCACUGCUGCAGGUUGCGUCACGCAUUAAACGAGGGCCUCGAGCCAUGUCGUCCGUUGUGCCAAAUAUCAUAUCCGGUCAUCGCUGCCUCGAGCUUGUCGCUGAUUUGCGAAAGGGAGUGAGUUCUUUGCGCUCCUGAAAUCCCGCUUAGUUUUCUCACAAUAAGCAACCGAAAGCACUUUCGCACUAGCACGGCGAGCCAGGAAUGGUGGCUCGGAGGGUUUCCAACUGGCGUGGUGACUCAGCUCAUCUCAGGACUAAGGAUCAACCAGCAGUGACUUCUUUUUUUGUACUGUGACCUUAUGGAACCUCCCACUUCUGUAGAAUCCGAAACAUCUGCAUCGAGGAGCGAUACGGGUAGCGUUUGGACCCAGGUCGUGUAUGGCAUGCUGCUGGAUUUGGUCGACCCCUGCACCUACGUCCAUCCUUAA
Spirometra erinaceieuropaei is the source of this 15596-nucleotide messenger RNA. The record is from the annotation of a GenBank genome assembly. NCBI's taxonomy places the organism in Eukaryota, Metazoa, Platyhelminthes, Cestoda, Diphyllobothriidea, Diphyllobothriidae.